This is a messenger RNA of Yarrowia lipolytica CLIB122, 423 nucleotides long. RefSeq lists its product as uncharacterized. Gene Ontology annotation, biological process: endoplasmic reticulum to Golgi vesicle-mediated transport. NCBI's taxonomy places the organism in Eukaryota, Fungi, Ascomycota, Dipodascomycetes, Dipodascales. The record is from RefSeq and is a predicted model, not a curated record.
AUGGCUCAGGUGAAACUGGUGUCGAUAAUCAGCAGGGAGAACACCCCUCUGUUCAUCGGAAUCUAUCCCGGUGAAGGCGAAACCACCACACAGCUCGAGUACGACUACUCGUCACUAGCAUACAUGGCUCUGGACUAUCUGGGCCAGCAGCAGAACGAAAACGCCGGCACCGUGUCUCUUCUAUACGUGCACAAGCUGGCGGUGUACGGUAUGCUCACCAACACGGCCAAUAAGAUUGUGAUUGGCUGCGAGGCCCAGGAGGGCUCCGAGAGCAUUGAGCAGUUUGCCAAGCAGGUGCUCAAGGUGCUGGUGGCGUACAAGAGCAAUCCAUUCUACGAUGAGACCGAGACUAGCAUUGAUAGUCAGGGGUUUAGAAAGGAGAUGGCCAAGGUGGUGGACAAGUGGAAUAAGGGAGAGGCAUAG